CUGCGCAGGCGCGGUCGGGCUCGUUCCGCUCGAGGCCCCUCCAUCCUGUGACCCUGCGACCCUGCGACUCCGCUGUCCCCUAAUGCCAUGGCAGCUGUCAGGGCCCUGAUGGCUCCCCGGCUAGCGGCGGCCUCUGCAUUCACGCCGCUCCCCGGCUUCCGGCCGCUGCUGUCCAGCGGACCAGCACCCUCCCCGCGCGCGGCCUUCCACGGCUCCGCGCCGCGGCCCGGGGCCAGGGUCGCCCUGGUGCUGUCCGGGUGCGGAGUGUACGAUGGGACGGAGCUCCACGAGGCCUCAGCGGUGCUGGUGCACCUGAGCCGUGGCGGGGCCGAGGUCCAGAUCUUUGCUCCUGACGUCCCUCAGAUGCACGUGAUUGACCACACCAAGGGACAGCCUUCUGAGAACGAGACCAGGAAUGUUCUGACUGAGUCAGCAAGGAUUGCCCGUGGCAAGAUCACCAGCCUGGCCCAGCUAAAUGCCGCCAGUCAUGAUGCGGCCAUCUUCCCCGGGGGCUUUGGAGCCGCCAAAAACCUGAGCACCUUCGCCGUGGACGGGAAGGACUGCAAAGUCAACAAAGACGUAGAGCGCGUCCUGAAGGACUUCCACAGGGCCGGGAAACCCAUCGGCUUGUGCUGCAUUGCUCCUGUCCUCGCAGCCAAAGUGCUCCACGGUGUCGAGGUCACCGUGGGCCACGAGCAGGAAGAAGGUGGCAAGUGGCCGUACGCUGGGACUGCAGAAGCCAUCAAAGCUCUGGGGGCCAAGCACUGUGUAAAGGGAGUGACCGAAGCUCAUGUGGACCAGAAAAACAAGGUGGUCACAACCCCGGCUUUCAUGUGCGAGACGGCACUCCACCACAUUUAUGACGGGAUCGGGGCCAUGGUGACGAAGGUGCUGGAGCUCGCCAAGAAGUGAAGCCGCCAGGGCUCCGGGCUCCGCCUCAUCCACCAGGU
Molecule: messenger RNA, 950 nt
Organism: Pteronotus mesoamericanus
Lineage: Eukaryota; Metazoa; Chordata; Mammalia; Chiroptera; Mormoopidae
Gene: GATD3
Product: glutamine amidotransferase class 1 domain containing 3
Exons: 7
Coding region: 88-912 (274 amino acids)
Cellular component (GO): mitochondrion
Source: RefSeq, a predicted model, not a curated record